This is a messenger RNA of Aureobasidium namibiae CBS 147.97, 1281 nucleotides long. RefSeq lists its product as uncharacterized. Bases 1 to 1281 code for a protein of 426 amino acids. The transcript is spliced from 3 exons. NCBI's taxonomy places the organism in Eukaryota, Fungi, Ascomycota, Dothideomycetes, Dothideales, Saccotheciaceae. The record is from RefSeq and is a predicted model, not a curated record.
AUGUCCAUGGAUCUUUGGAUUAAAGAAUCUGCAGCAGGAUUAGCAAGAGAUCUAUUUCAAAACUCAAUCAGCGGCUAUGGCGCUCUGGAGACGACAAACGAGCUCGCAACGCUGAGAAGUACCCACAAACUCUCUUCUGCCCCAUCGCAUGGAACAUCCUCAUCACCACGACUCCAUCGGACAUUGAACAAACGACAUCAUCUUGGAAAUGGAUCUGUGCAACAUUCGAACUUCUCAUCUAGCCUCGAUACAUCUUCAGACGCUGAUACAGAACUUUCUGAUUUUCUUCUGCAAGAAUGCACCUUAGGAGGAGCCAGUGCAUCGAGCUCUCAAUCAGACUUGACCUUGGGACUAUCACAUGCGUGUGCAGCCAACACGGAGCGAGAGCAUCGAGGCCGUCUCAGGAGGAACGACAGCUUUGAACCCGAACUAUCCAGGUCCAAGCAAAAAUCAUCGGCACAGUCGUGGCAUAUGAACAUAGACCUAUCACAAGAGAGUUCUCACGACGAUGAUUCGACAAUGAAUAGGGGGACUCCUCCAGCAUGGUCCGUCUCCAUGACGAGCGAAGAUCGUCACCGAGAGCUAUCUCGAGGGUAUCACACCAAGUCAACGGCUGAAGAUGGUGCGCCUGAUGUGGCAUCGGCGCGAAGGAAGGAAAAGGCUCUCAGCAGACUGCAUCUGAUCUUCUCGCAGAUGCCUGCUGUGACACAAUCUACGAGUGCUGUAUUGAAUCAGACAGAUUCCUUCGAAUCGUCUUACAAUCAACUUUGUGGAGGAGAGGACGCUCAGGAAUGGGCUGAAUUCGAGGCGUCUCUGUUUCGUGCUUACAGCGGACAGCCACAGGCCGUGGUGCAAGAUCUCGUCCAGAGACAGCAGCAAGAACAAAUCACAGAAAUGAUCACAACACGGCAAGCACCAUUGGGAGCCAAUCUCCUAAAUCAUCAUGUGUUGCAACACUUGCAACCGUCGAAAGAGGUUCUGGUGCAACAAACUCAAGAACUGAGGAAGGACGAAGAGCAACCGAAGAGCGAGGAACCGAUGGUCGAGUUCCAUUGUCCGUGGAUUGACUGUCACAGCAGAUUCCAACAAUGUACUAAUUAUAUUCGAGAUACUGAUAACCCUGACUCGCUCCCAUGCGCACAUAGCGGUUGCGAGCUCGAGUUUGCCACUGAAGAGGUAUGGCGUAAGCAUGUUUCGGCCGCUCACCACAAUCUACUGCCCAGACUCCAACCAGUUGGGGAAGCUGAAAUGGAAGCUGCGUGGGACAAGACUCGGUCCUAG